AUGUCAGGAAAACUCGAUUUACAAAAGGUAACGACAUAUGAUUUCGUUCAACCAUCCCAAGAUAUUUUAAUUGAAAUAAGAAACAUCACACAAACAACUCAAGCGACUAACAACGUUUAUCAAGACUUACACAAUGUCUUGGAAGUAAUCAAAACUUUACAAAGAAAGAUAGAAGAUUUAGAUAAA
Molecule: messenger RNA, 186 nt
Organism: Racocetra fulgida
Lineage: Eukaryota; Fungi; Glomeromycota; Glomeromycetes; Diversisporales; Gigasporaceae
Source: the annotation of a GenBank genome assembly